Penicillium cataractarum is the source of this 519-nucleotide messenger RNA. RefSeq names its product ubiquitin-like protein ATG12. The record is from RefSeq and is a predicted model, not a curated record. Gene Ontology annotation, biological process: C-terminal protein lipidation; autophagosome assembly; autophagy of mitochondrion. Lineage: Eukaryota; Fungi; Ascomycota; Eurotiomycetes; Eurotiales; Aspergillaceae. The coding region runs from base 1 to 519 and encodes 172 amino acids. The transcript has 3 exons. Gene Ontology annotation, cellular component: phagophore assembly site membrane; cytoplasm; Atg12-Atg5-Atg16 complex.
AUGAGUUCCCCUUCACCAUCGUCACGCUCCUCGCGCGACUCCCCCAGGAAUCCGCCCGGGUCCAGCUAUCAUCCCAGCCCAAACCGUCAAGGGACUCAGUCACAGUCCGCAUCUCCCAGGAUGGUAGAUACGCCGAUCCCGGACGAUGAUCAUGGCGCCGACCUCCCGAUGAACAUGACCGCGUCGGUCAUGCUGACGGGUCUACCCCGCGAUGCUCAUCAGGCACUCGCCGACGUGGAAGCUAUCGAUGCUGGUAAAGUGACCGUUCGCUUCCAACCACUCCCAUCAGCCCCUAUUCUCAAGAACCGGGUCUUCAAAAUCAGCGCAUCGCAAAAGUUCGAAACCGUAGUCAAGUUUCUACGAAAAAAGCUCGACUGCAAAGAGACAGACUCGGUCUUUUGCUAUGUGAACAGCGUCUUUGCGCCCGGCCUGGAUGAAGGUGUCGGUGGGCUCUGGCGGUGCUUCAAAACGGAUGAUCAAUUGAUUGUCGCUUACUCGAUGACGCCGGCGUUCGGCUGA